Messenger RNA from Eleginops maclovinus (Patagonian blennie), 6517 nucleotides. RefSeq lists its product as uncharacterized. Lineage: Eukaryota; Metazoa; Chordata; Actinopteri; Perciformes; Eleginopidae. The transcript is spliced from 6 exons. The coding region runs from base 178 to 882 and encodes 234 amino acids. The record is from RefSeq and is a predicted model, not a curated record.
CUUACCUGUCAGGAGGUGUUGAACUUUCAACCGCACUGUGACAUGGUUGACAUCAACUGCUUGUUUGAGGGUCACGUAGCCUGCUGUCAUUUAGCCAAAACACCACAACAUGUGUAAGAUGAAUUUCACUAAUUGUUUUCAUGAAAAGUGAAAACUUACUGAACUGGUUAAAGUAGGAUGUCAACAAGUGACGCAGGAGAGUUGGAGCUCAGAGUUGUAGGAGGAGAGAAAGAUACGUCUCAGUACCGAACAGCCAGAGGAACACCGACUGCAACUGCAAGAGAACAGCAGGAUGAAACAUUCAAGCAACAGAACUAUCGUGAUGAUGAAACCGCAACUGGACAGCAGUGUCAUCAAACAGCCAUCAGACAGGAAGCAACCCUCAAAGCACUUAUAUUAAAAGUGGACAGGCACAAAGAGGAAGAGGCUGCUCACUGUGGUGAAUCAAAGGUCCAGAGCCAGAAGCCCAUUGAACCUAAAUUCACCUCCUGCCUCCUAUUCAGAUUCUCCAGGAAUCCACAGCUAAACCACAAGAAGGAAAUCGCCCCCUGUCUGCAAAGUUUAACUGAAACGCAGAGGGCUGAGACUGAGAACAGCAACCUGUAUCUGAUUAAUAGGACAACAUCACCACCAGACACCUCUAUAAAGACAGCCUGUGGAUCUGCAUCAUCUGAAAGGAUACCAUUUCCAGCCAAGAAGAGGGAAAAGGCUAUUACAGUUGCUUGCAAUGAAUUGGAUGCUCCCAGGGACUUGAGUACAACUCAAAGUGUCUCCAAUGGGGAGUCAGGACCUCAAGGGUUUAAUGGCUUACACAUUACAUGUGGGCCACAACCAAGGACUAACACUUUAGCAUUCUUGCCCCACACUGGAGUGCCCGACUAAGACGGACCAAAAGACCUGAAGGACCUGGCCAUUUUGAAGGCCAUGGGAAUUUACAGGACGUGACAAACACUGCGGCAAACCGUGCACAUGAACGUUUUCAAGACACUGUGGACAGGCCUUUGUCAGCAAGAUCACAAGCCCAAUCAAGAGUGCCAUUUCUGGGUCCCAGGAGAAACACAGUGGGCUGGUCAACCAAGAGUGGACCUGCAAGCCUCGACUAUGAAUCCAAAAGGAAAAUGAUUCAUACUGUCUCUUUGGAUGUAAACUCUGAAAGGAUAGGCAAUAGAAAAAUGGACCCAAGUGCUGUAAGCCCUGUACCCAGAGCAUUAUCUCCAUUGUCUCCCCUCUCCCUUGACCAAAAUGAACAAAGGAUGAAUCAACAAACUGGUCAUCAACUAGGACUGUCAUCUUUAAGUUCAAAACCAACAACCAGCAGCAUGCUUCUGUCAUUAAGAAGAACUUACUCUAAUGGCAGGAACUCUAAUGCAGAUUCUUCGCCCCAGAGCAGUUCGCCAAGUGAUCGAGAUGGAAAAGUAUUCUCACCGCACCAUUCUCAAAGCUUCAACAAUAAUGGGCAAGAGAGAUCAAAUUCCCUCCUCUUUCCAUCUUCCAUUUCUUAUAGGACAAAUGAAAGGGGGAACAUCAUUUCCCCAUCUUCCUCCAAUCAAAGGGAAAGGAACACAUUUGAAACGCAUUUCUUUUCACCUUCAUUCAUGGAUAAAGACAUGGAAAACACACCCUUCUCCCAACAACCUCAAACAAUGAACAGGACCCAGUACACAGAAUAUCCAAGUAAAGUACCAUCAGAGAUGCGGGAGAACUACAGGGGUUCAGACCAAAGUACAAAUGUAUUCCCAGAGAGCUCUUCCUCUUCACUGAGACCUUCUCAAUAUGACCCAUCUGCUCUCUUAAAAAAACCUUCCCUUCCAAGAAGGACCACCCUAACAUCCACUUCCUGGUGGAAACAAGUUACCCAGGACGGCAGUUCCCCUCUGGCUGUCAAUGAUGAAAAACCCGACACACACUUGGUUCCACCCUGCAAUAAUAAUAAUAAAGACUUGGCCUCUACAAGUCCAAUUGACAACAGAAGAUUUAGUAGUCAAAUUCUCAACAACAGAUUCAACAAUACCACAAGAGAGUCAGUUCGUAAAGGUAACAUGAACCUUGUUAUGAUGACACAGGAAAGAACUCCCAAUCUCAAACAAAGAAAUGCUGGGGAUUCACCUGAGGGUGAGUCAGGCAGACUUCACAAACCGCAAUAUGGUUCCAAUUUGGACAACAGAGAACCACAAAAGCCUCAGAGUUUGCCCGAUGUUGUGACUACUUCUAAAAUGAGCAGACCUACAGUUAACUCACCACUGAGUCACCCUAUCGAUCUCAUCAGGCAUGAUGUAAAUAAAAGAGUAUUUACAACAGAUGUAACUCAGUUACCAGCUACUUUGCUAGAAGCCAAGAGCUCAACUGCACCCACUGAGAGCAGCAGCAAAUUCAAUAAUAAUCAUCGUACAUCCAAAACUAACACCACCCCCACAUCUUCACAGAACAAGAACUCUCAAAUGUUUAACAAACCACCUCUUCCUCAUACUACGACCAACAUUCUCAGUAGUCAAGAGCUUACAUCUAAAACUACUUUGGGUCUUUCCCUAACCCCAAACACUAAAACCAUUUCCUCUUUCCAAUCGGAUCCAGUCGGUUCACAGACCAACAUUAGCAUGUCAUACACAGGCUCUUCCCAACCUCCUAAAUUCCCCAACACAGCAAAUGCCACACCUCUUGGCUUUGAAAGACGUUAUGCUUUCGUUCACAAGCCUCUCCAACCUGAAACUGUGUCCAGCCUGUUUCCCACAGGCAGUGCUAAUACUAAAACAAACUGCAUUCCUGUAUCAACUGUUUCCACCAGCUUUCCUUUUACCACUUGCAGCCAUCCUGCAGCCAGAGCUGCCCCCAGCCCCUCUGUCCUUACUCCUAUUGUCCCUCCUGCUAUUACAUCUUCUCCCAUCAUCACUGUUUCUUCUCUCUUAACCCCCCCUGCCACCCCUUUUAAUACCAGCCCCAGCUUCUCAGACACUUCUAGUUCUAAAGAGGGAAGGGAAUUCUUAAGCAGCCCAGAAAGUGACCCAAAGAAACUGCGCCCCCGUGGGGAAGGGAAGAGAGUGAGACGAGUGACAUGGGAGGACUCAGUGGAUCUGAAGGAUCCUAAGCCCAACACUGGCAAAAAGCCGGAACCAUCUCAAGUCCCCAAAAGCCCUCAAACUGCCUCUAGCUCACCACAAGGCCUCAAAAAUUCAUCCAUCUUUUCUUUUUUAAGGUCAACAACAAACACAUCUCCCCUUUACUCCCCUACCCCAAAGACCUCCAGCAUACUGAUGGUGAAAGGUGGGAAGUAUCGAUCCUUAUCUUCUGACUCUGCUGAUUCAGGAUCCAGAGAGCAAGAGAGGUCUAAACAAAGUCCUAGUGACAGUAUGAUGUUUGACCCAGGAAGACAGGACUCAACCACACCUAGACCUGAGAGGACACUAUCUGUGGAGUCUGGCACAGUUCAUUGCCGUUCUUCUGCUCCUCUCUCCCUCCCUCCUGACUUUUCAAGCGGUUAUAAACUUCGAUAUAGUUCCCCACCGUACUCCAGUCUCAUGUCCUCCAGGUCAACACAGGGAGAAACUAAGACUAUAAUACCCAGAUCCCCCCUCUUUCAGAAGUGUCAGUCAAAUGUUACCCCACAACUUUCUAUGCAGACUGAUCCCCUUGCAGCCAUGACCUUUCCUACGUCUAAACCCCCUCUGUCACCUGUCAGACAACCCCAGGCCCUAUCCUUGCAUUUCCAAAACCAAACUGCAACCCAAGGAGGUACAAAGGGUGGGGUUUCAGAGACGUAUCAACGUAUCAAUCGUAGCAAAAACAGCAGCCAAGAUGGUCAGAUAUUACUUGUUGACAGCAGAUUUGAUGAUGGACUCAACUCCUCUUUACCAUGUGUAACAGAAACACUGGUUUACAGUGUUAAAUCUAAAGUAGAUAGAGCUGUUACUGCCCCACCGAACACCACACCUAACCCUGUGCAAAAUACUGCAGUUUAUGUGGAGACCAAGUUGAGUCGACAUUCACACAGAAGCCAGAGUAAGGAAGGUAAAAGAGAACAGCGUAACCCUUCACCUAUGAGCUCCAGUGAUAGCAGCUCAACAGAGAGUCAGCCCCCUGGUGAAAGCUCAAACAGGAGAACAAAGGACAAUGUAUUGGGUAAGAGCAGAUUUUUUUCAAUGGAGAGCAACAACGAACAAAGCCCAAAGAGAAGUCGGUUUGCACUUAAUAAAAGUGUCAGCACACCGAACAGUUUGCAAAGAUCAGAGUCGGAGAGGGCCAGCAAGACUAAUAACAAAAUGGACCAGGUCUUUAGCAAACUGAAACAAAAAUUCAGCACCAGACUGUCUGAUGAUGAUGCAUUGUUUCCAUGGAAAUGGAAGAGAGCUUCCCAAACACCUUCUGUUAGUGGAUCAAGCGACGUCAGUGAUAUCACUGAUCACAGUACCCCAAGGCUAGUGCUGCAAGAGCAGGAGAAAGAUAUGCUGCUGGGGGACAAUGAAAAGGGAACAGAGGGAAUGAAUAGAUGGACACAAAACAGAUACACUCUCAUACCACCCUCAGGUCCUGGGAACAUAAUGGCAGGAGGGGACCUUUGCAUUUGUUCAAACCAACCAAAUCCAGAAACUGACCAAAAGGAGCAACAUGCUUUUGCAGAACACAUCCAAAUUCAAAACAAACCUCAAUUUUCAAACCAGAGCCUACCAGUCCAGUUGGACUUUAAUAAAGGCAGCGGGACAGAUUCUAAACCAACAAACCAGUUCCUCUCUUGCAGGAGCCCUAACGCCUCUAAUGACUAUCAUACUCAGUUAAGUAGGCCUGCAUCCAGCCCCAGGAGCCCCUUCUCCCCCUUCGCUUCGCUUUCGCCGGUCUCCCCAUUUGCCUCACAGGAUGUUUCAGAUGACAAUGUCUUUUUUAGCCCAAAGCUACAGCGCCGUAGAGACACACCGUCCCCAUGUGAGCAAGGAGAGGGAUUUAGCCUGGGGGGUUCAAGAAGAAGCCGGGCAUCCACUGGUCCUCCAAGUGCAGGUCCAGGACAGGACAAGGAAGGCUCAGCAUCCUCCUAUGCAGACUUAAAGUAUGGCAUUGAGCCUGGGAGGUCAUUUUCUGUGAGUUCAGUACUGUCCAGUAGACCAUCGGGACCUGGUCGCAUCUCAACCGGAUCCAGGUACAUGAGUGUCGGUGACCUCUCUGAAUCUGCAUUGACUUGUGAAGACAACGGUAAGGACCUGGAUCAGUGGUCUGUUCAUCCAGAUUGGACCACAGAAAAAGAAUGCCAACCCAGUAAGGACUGUCGAAAGUCAUAUUUGACCAGCGACCCCGGUAAAAUGAGGUCGAGAUCUCUUCCUCGAUCACUGACACGGCGCUUGGCAAAUUGGAGUUCAGAAGUCCCAGUUUCUCCAUCUGCAAAAACCACAACUGCAAAGCAAGCUCGCCUCUGGAGCCCGAGCAUGAACAAUUGUCACUUUGCAUGGAAUACAGAGGGUCCUCCAACCCCUCCUCCAACCCCACCGCUAUCACCAGUGUCCAGACGCAUGUCCCAGCCUCCCAGCCUUUCCUCCCCUACCUAUCCUAGCUCGUCAGGGGCAUUAAUGCAAGUGGACAGCCAGUCCUCCAAAGGGCUUCGGCUCUCCAGAGGUUAUGAAACCAGCCUUAGCACUUUUGAGGAGUCUACAGACAGCAGUUCAGACACAACGACAGAUGAUGAAUAUUACUUAGAAACUGGUGAAGACGAAGAAAAAGAGAAAGAGACAGAACUGUAAAGACAGCCAUUUGCUUUUAACCGUCCCUUCUCUCAAAUCUCUUAAACCCGAAGUGAGGCUAACAUCUGUCCUUUAAGGUCACCUCCGUUGCUUGUCUCCUGUUUUCUGGGACAGUUUUUUGCCAGCAUGAUUUGCUUCUUUUUUCUUUAAAGUGGUGGUUACCGUCAAGUCCAAAAGACCUUAGAGGGGCAAGCAUGAUAUUAUCAGCAUUGUUUUAAAGAUUAUAAUGUAUGUACAGUAUACUGUAUACGACUGCAGAUCUGUAAUCUGCAUUGUUUAACAUGUGUAGUUUUGACAGUUGCAUGGUAUCAGUGAGGGAUUUACAUCUAUGUGGUUGUUUUAAUGAUCAAACUAUUGUCUACGGUUGUAGUUUUUACCUAGUCCUAUCUUUAGGUUUGCAUUUCACCCUGCUACUUAACAAGUGCUGAGGUAAUGUGGAUAAAUGUUCUAAAUAUGACAUUCCAUGAUAUUUUUCUAUGUUCAGAGAUUGAAAUAAAUAUAAGUUAUUAUUAGUUGUCUUUAUUAAAUAAGGACAUGUAUAAAACAUGAUGAUUUAUGCCAGAUUAAGCUUUGAGAUAAUGUCCAUUUGCAGUCCCUGAGCUGGUAUAUAGAGCAAUCAACACAUGAAAGGUUAAAGCAGAUUCUUUUCCUAAGUGUUGUUUUGAAAAAUAUGGGUUUUUUAUAUGUAAUUCUACUGAAUGUUAACAUUUGAUGUGAAACAUUAUUCAAUGCUUGCUUAUUUUUGCACAUUGGCAGUCUUAAUAUAUCUAUUUUAUAAAUAAAUGUGUUUCAAACAGUGA